This is a messenger RNA of Tarenaya hassleriana, 1822 nucleotides long. Its product is annotated as transcription factor bHLH123-like. The coding region runs from base 213 to 1502 and encodes 429 amino acids. The transcript has 7 exons. Gene Ontology annotation, cellular component: nucleus. Gene Ontology annotation, molecular function: DNA-binding transcription factor activity, RNA polymerase II-specific; RNA polymerase II cis-regulatory region sequence-specific DNA binding; protein dimerization activity. Gene Ontology annotation, biological process: regulation of transcription by RNA polymerase II. The record is from RefSeq and is a predicted model, not a curated record. Lineage: Eukaryota; Viridiplantae; Streptophyta; Magnoliopsida; Brassicales; Cleomaceae.
AAGAGUUAGUGCUCUUUAACACUCUUGAGCUUAUCAUGAUAUAAGUAUCCGCUUUCAUCCAACAAACACUUUCCCAUCCGUUCAUGUGUUUGUGACUCUCGAGAGAAGAAGGAAAGAAAACAAAAACAGAAAAAAAGAAAACAUUUCAUCAUCAUCAUCAUCAUAACGCAUAAACUGUGGUUGAAUUUCAAAGAUUUGGGGGGAAGGAAGCCAUGGGAGAUGAAUUCAGCAACUCGGGUAAUGGAAACUGGUGGAAGGCUUCGACCUCGUCUUCAUCUUCGACGUGUUUGUCUCCGGGGAUUGGCUGCGGAACGUUAGGGGGCUUUGGUUGGGCCCCGGAGACAACGCCCGAGAAUAUUAAUAAAGAGAGAUCGAGCUCUAUCGAGUCUGGCGGUUCGGUUGUUUUCCUUGAUCAUAAACUUCAUCAUGAUCCGUCAUCUGAUCAUCAUCAACAUGUUCAGAUGAUAGGUUUAGGCCUUUCUUCCCAACCCUUUGAUCAAUGGAACCAAUCCCUUCUACGAAGCGACAAUAAAGCGGAGACAAGCUUCCGAGUGAUGGUAAACUCAAACGCAAACGCAAGCACAGACGUCAGCAUGAACGCAUCUUCGUCCUACCAACAAGAAUCAGGUUCGUCACAAGCAUCGUUAUGGCGAGAUUCUUCAGCGAACGUGGAAUUCAAAACGCAGUUGAGCAAUCGCGGGUUCUUCUUGGAUCAUACGCAGUUUAGCCCUCACGCGAGCUCGAGCGAUAGCACCGUGACGUGUCAAAGUUUCGCGAUGGACAAUUCCUCCACCACUCUGUACUCAAACCCUAAUUCGUCAUCGAAUGUGUUUCAAGGAACGUUCUUGGGGUCUGACCAACCUGAUCGAAACCAGUCGUCGUCUUUGAGCUAUUCACAGUACGGAAACUUCGGUCUGAGUCCUUUGCGUUUCUCUAACAACACAACGUUCUGGAACCCGACGGCGGCGGCGCAUGACGUGUCGCCGAGAUUCUUCCCGGCGGCCGCGUUACAGUCGCCGGAGAUUCAGGCGCCGAGUUUCGAGGAGAAGCCAAAGAGUGUACCGGAGAUUCGGGAUCCGAGCACUGUCGCGGCGAAGAGAAGCGGCGGCGGUCAACCGGCGGCGAAAAGGUCUAAGAACGAGGCGGCAUCUCCUUCACCAACUUUCAAGGUGAGGAAAGAGAAGAUGGGAGACAGAAUCGCUGCGCUCCAACAACUGGUCUCACCUUUUGGAAAGACUGAUGCAGCCUCAGUGCUGUCUGAAGCCAUUGAAUACAUUAAGUUCUUACACCAACAAGUUGCAGCUCUCAGCAGCCCAUAUCUGAAAACUGGAGCUUCUUUACAGCAGCAACAGAUUUGCGAUCAAUCCAAGGAUCUGGAAGAACCGGAGCAAGAUCUUAGAAGCCGAGGGCUAUGUUUAGUCCCCGUCUCGAGCACAUUCCCCGUGACUCAUGAUACUACGGUCGAUUUUUGGACUCCCACGUUCGGUGGAUCUUUUCGAUAGAUGGAAGAAAACUAACAAGAGUUUCGUGCUAAAUUUUUACCCGAUAUCAUGUCCGAGGUAUUGAGUGCAAAGUAUAAAUUAAAAUCUUAUGACUAGAAGAAAGUACACACACGUGGGAAUAACAUUGAUUUGAAUGCAGAUGAACAUGUUAACGAUAAGCAUUUAAAGAAAAAUAUAUAAUUGGAGUAUCAUAGAUAAGAUAUAAUAAAAAUUUGUUUAAUUUGAUACGCCAUUGUUUCAAUGUAUUAUUUUCUGAAAGAAUAAAUUAAUUUAUGUAAUAAAGGUAUACAUAUCAUCAUAGCUAUUAGCUAUAUAUAUAC